Messenger RNA from Lathyrus oleraceus (garden pea), 1424 nucleotides. Its product is annotated as probable membrane-associated kinase regulator 6. The transcript has 2 exons. The coding region runs from base 214 to 981 and encodes 255 amino acids. The record is from RefSeq and is a predicted model, not a curated record. NCBI's taxonomy places the organism in Eukaryota, Viridiplantae, Streptophyta, Magnoliopsida, Fabales, Fabaceae.
GUGUCAGCAUUAUGUUCGCCAGAAUGAAAUUGAAUUUAAAUAUUUUUACUGUGGUUUCGAACUAAUUAGGUCAGACUUAAACGGUUAGAAGAUUAUAAAACUUAAUAGACCGGAUUAUAUAUUAGCAUUUAAAAAAAUCUAACCCCCACAUGAGGAAUUCUUGGAGAGAGAUUAUAUAUUAAGGGGUCUUGUUGUGUGUAUAAGUCAAAAUAUAUGUGCAUAAGAGAAGUGUCUUCUCUAGCUAUCCCCUUCCUUUCCACUUUCAAAUUUGAAAAAUUUUCCUUAAAAAUUGCAACCAUGGAAGCUUCACAGCCUCUUUCCAUUGAAAGCUUCUCUUACAGUUGGUUAGUGAACUUAAAGCCAUCACUAGAAAGCCUAGAUAGCUCCUUUAGAAUUCCUCUUGAUGCAUAUGAUGAAGCUUCCUUCAUUGAGAUGGAUCCAAGAAUGCCACCAUCUAAGAGAUUCUUCAAGAUCUCACAUGAUUCCAAUUCCAACAUAUUUGAUUUUCCAACUUCACAAUCCCCUCUUAGUACUCUUGUUCAUGCAGAUGAACUCUUCUCCAAUGGUUACCUCAUGCCUUUUUUUGUUGAAUCUUUGAAGAUGGAAGAGUAUGAAGCCUUGGACUCCAAUAUUACAAGUCUCAAACCAUCUUCUUCGCAUGCACCGAAAUGCGUGGUUCCUCUUGUUCAUUCUAGAUGUUCUUCUUUGAAAAGAUGUAGAACAUUAUCAAGGAGAAUAUUUUAUAAGUAUCUGAAUUUCUUAAGGUCUUUGUGUAGAAGAAGAUCAAGCGGUCACAAAUCAGGUUCUAAUGGUGCUAAUAGAGGUGAGGGUUUGAUGAAUAGGAGAUACUAUAAUUCAGAAUCAUCUCCAAGAAUCAGUGUAGCUUUUUCUGCAGAUGAUUGGAGAAAGUCUUGUGAUUCUGAAAGCUCAAUACAUGAGGCAGUUCUUCAUUGCAAAAGAUCCAUAGAAAGAAUGAGUUAAGGAUGCUGGUGAAGAGAAAUGAGAUGAGAAACAUUUAAUACUAUGAUGAAAAAAAUGAUGCCACUUUAUUGUUGUAGUUAAGGUUUUUCACUUCUUGUGGAAACUUUUUAUUUAAUUUUUUCAAUUGGUGGCAUCAUAUGGUUCAUGAUAGGACAAGUCAAUGGAGUAAAACAAAAUUCAAAAAAAAGAAAGGAAAGAUGAAGAGAAAACAAUCCCAUGUGAGGUGAAGAAGCAUGAGACCAAAACAUCAUCAGCCACUCAUGUUGUCUCAAUCUUAUUUGCUUUAAGGAUAUGUGGUUGGUCGGUCAUUAUUAGAAAAAAGAAGAAGAGAUAGAGUUCAAUUUUAUCUUUUAAUAAUCUUGUUGAUAUAGGGAGGAACACUUUGGCACUAGACGAGAAUCUUUUUUUUCUCUCUAUCUUAAUAUGUAUAGUUCCUUUAGUAA